AUGAAUGUCUUUCCAUCCGUUUUUGAGGAUAUUGCACUUGGUCGGGACUCAAAAAUGUUCACUAAAGUUGUUUCAAGUCUUUUUCUGAUAUCUGUAAUUGGGAGUGUCACUGAUUUUCUCACACUGGGCUACACCAGCCUCUUUAUUGUUCUUACAGUUCCUGCAUUUUAUGAAAGAUAUGAAGACCUUAUUAAAACCCACAAUCUAAAGAGCUACCAAAAACUGCAGCAGUUGUACAUAAGAUUCGAUGCAGUGUUUACGAGCAAGAUUCAGAAGUUGAUUUUGGAGGCAAAGAAAUUGAGUUGA
Molecule: messenger RNA, 306 nt
Organism: Olea europaea var. sylvestris
Lineage: Eukaryota; Viridiplantae; Streptophyta; Magnoliopsida; Lamiales; Oleaceae
Product: reticulon-like protein B12
Exons: 2
Coding region: 1-306 (101 amino acids)
Source: RefSeq, a predicted model, not a curated record